AUGCCGCCGCGAUCGAAUGCAGCACCACAGCUGCUCCGACGGCUCCGAGCCCCCCAUCCCGCCCCUGUGAAAGCGCCUUCGCAAGCCGUCCACGCCCACCUACGAUCCGCGAGACGGAUACCGCACCCAACCUCGUCCCCCGUCCGGUGCUUCUCCUCCUCCUCCUCGUCAGACCCAGCCUUUACCACAGUCUCUCCCGAUGAGGUCUCCCACUUCAAUGCCCUCGCAUCGUCGUGGUGGGAUCCUCAGGGCCCCUCGCGCAUCCUGCAUCUCAUGAACCCUUUGCGACACGACUUCAUCCGCUCUUGUCGUUCCUCUGUGCUCGAUCCCUCACCCCCAGCCACCACCGGCCUUACGUAUCUCGAUAUCGGAUGCGGCGGCGGCAUAUUCGCUGAGUCUGCUGCCCGCCUGUCCAGCACCAAGAAUGUGACGGCCAUCGAUCCCACCCCCGAAGUGCUCUCCGUCGCCAAGGCCCAUGCCCGCCGGGAUCCAGCACUUGUGGGAAAACUCAGCUAUCUGAACACUGCCAUCGAGUCGCUGCCCAUACCGGAGAGCGCAGACGAGCAAUACGACGUCGUUUCCGUCUUCGAGGUGCUCGAGCACGUCUCGAACCCAGCAUCGUUCCUGGACAAGGUGACGCCGUUCGUGAAGCCUGGUGGCUGGCUUGUCAUGAGCACCAUUGCGCGAACCUGGAUGAGCUGGUUCACGACAAAUCUCAUGGCUGAGGAUGUACUGAGAAUUGUACCCCGAGGCACCCAUGAUUGGCAGAAAUACGUCAACGAGGAGGAAUUGAGGACUCACUUCUUGACACAAAGACAAGGCUGGGGUGAGCCCAGGUGUAUGGGUGUCAUCUAUGUCCCCGGAGUCGGGUGGAGAGAGGUCCAAGGAAGCGAGAAGGUGGGCAACUACUUUUUCGCAGUCAGGAGACUUGAAUCAUAA
This is a messenger RNA of Truncatella angustata, 939 nucleotides long. RefSeq names its product 3-demethylubiquinone-9 3-O-methyltransferase. Gene Ontology annotation, molecular function: 2-methoxy-6-polyprenyl-1,4-benzoquinol methyltransferase activity. NCBI's taxonomy places the organism in Eukaryota, Fungi, Ascomycota, Sordariomycetes, Amphisphaeriales, Sporocadaceae. Bases 1 to 939 code for a protein of 312 amino acids. The transcript has a single exon. Gene Ontology annotation, biological process: ubiquinone biosynthetic process. The record is from RefSeq and is a predicted model, not a curated record.